This is a messenger RNA of Bubalus bubalis (water buffalo), 3551 nucleotides long. RefSeq names its product ubiquitin specific peptidase 15 (gene USP15). Gene Ontology annotation, molecular function: cysteine-type deubiquitinase activity. NCBI's taxonomy places the organism in Eukaryota, Metazoa, Chordata, Mammalia, Artiodactyla, Bovidae. Gene Ontology annotation, biological process: protein deubiquitination. Bases 339 to 3284 code for a protein of 981 amino acids. The transcript has 22 exons. The record is from RefSeq and is a predicted model, not a curated record.
GGAGGGGAAGGCAGAAGGCAGGAUGGACAGGGCGGUGGCACCGCUCAAGUGAGACAGGAUCCAGGCCCCACAGUCGAGAGUUAAAACCAGGCGUUCCCGGGUCGUAGGAGGCCGAGGCGAGCUGCUAGACGGGCAGGGGCCGAUGCGAGGCAGCCGACCACGGCGGCGCACUCACUCCGCCCGGGGCCAACGCCGGUCCGGAGGCGCACCCCCCCCACCCUUUCGUCUCUUUUGGUUUCGACCUGCCGACUGGGAGGGGCCGCGGGACGCCAUUCCCACAAUGCUCUGGGGCGUGCCGCCGCCGUCGCUGCCGCCUCCGCUACCGCUAGUGGAAGAAGAUGGCGGAAGGCGGAGCGGCAGAUCUGGACAUCCAGCGUUCUGACAUCGCGACGCUGCUCAAAACCUCGCUCCGGAAAGGGGACACCUGGUACCUAGUCGAUAGUCGCUGGUUCAAACAGUGGAAAAAGUAUGUUGGCUUUGACAGUUGGGACAAAUACCAGAUGGGAGAUCAAAACGUUUAUCCUGGACCCAUUGAUAACUCUGGGCUUCUUAGAGAUGGCGAUGCCCAGUCACUUAAGGAGCACCUUAUUGAUGAAUUGGAUUACAUACUGUUGCCAACUGAGGGCUGGAACAAACUUGUCAGCUGGUACACAUUGAUGGAAGGUCAGGAACCAAUAGCACGAAAGGUGGUUGAACAGGGUAUGUUUGUAAAACACUGCAAAGUAGAAGUAUAUCUCACAGAAUUGAAGCUCUGUGAAAAUGGAAACAUGAACAAUGUUGUAACACGAAGAUUUAGCAAAGCUGACACAAUAGAUACAAUUGAAAAGGAAAUAAGAAAAAUCUUCAAUAUUCCAGAUGAAAAGGAGACCAGAUUGUGGAACAAAUACAUGAGUAAUACAUUUGAACCACUGAAUAAACCAGACAGCACCAUUCAGGAUGCUGGUUUAUACCAAGGACAGGUGUUAGUGAUAGAACAGAAAAAUGAAGAUGGAACAUGGCCAAGGGGUCCGUCUACUCCUAAGUCCCCAGGUGCAUCCAAUUUUUCAACUUUACCAAAGAUCUCUCCUUCAUCUCUAUCAAAUAAUUAUAACAACAUCAACAACAGAAAUGUGAAAAACUCAAAUUAUUGUCUCCCAUCAUAUACCGCUUAUAAGAACUAUGAUUAUUCAGAACCUGGAAGAAACAAUGAACAACCAGGCCUCUGUGGCCUGAGUAAUUUGGGAAAUACGUGUUUCAUGAACUCAGCUUUUCAGUGUUUGAGCAAUACACCUCCACUUACUGAAUAUUUCCUGAAUGAUAAGUAUCAAGAAGAACUGAAUUUUGACAAUCCCUUAGGAAUGAGAGGUGAAAUAGCUAAAUCUUAUGCUGAAUUGAUCAAGCAAAUGUGGUCUGGAAAGUACAGCUAUGUCACACCAAGAGCCUUUAAGACACAAGUAGGACGUUUUGCACCUCAGUUCUCUGGAUACCAGCAGCAGGACUGUCAAGAACUAUUAGCUUUCCUAUUAGAUGGACUACAUGAGGAUUUGAAUAGAAUUAGGAAAAAACCAUAUAUACAAUUAAAAGAUGCUGAUGGAAGACCAGAUAAGGUAGUUGCUGAAGAAGCCUGGGAAAACCAUUUAAAAAGAAAUGAUUCUAUCAUAGUAGAUAUAUUUCAUGGCCUUUUUAAAUCAACUUUAGUUUGUCCGGAAUGUGCUAAGAUUUCAGUAACAUUUGAUCCUUUUUGUUACUUGACACUUCCAUUGCCCAUGAAGAAGGAACGUACCUUGGAAGUUUAUUUAGUUAGAAUGGAUCCACUUACCAAACCUAUGCAGUACAAAGUGGUUGUCCCCAAAAUUGGAAACAUACUUGAUCUUUGUACAGCAUUGUCUCUUUUGUCAGGAGUACCUGCAGAUAAGAUGAUAGUUACUGAUAUAUACAAUCAUAGAUUUCACAGAAUAUUUGCAAUGGAUGAAAAUCUUAGUAGUAUUAUGGAACGUGAUGAUAUUUAUGUGUUUGAGAUUAACAUAAAUAGGACAGAAGAUACAGAGCAUGUGAUUAUUCCUGUUUGCCUGAGAGAAAAAUUUAGACACUCAAGUUACACCCACCAUACUGGUUCUUCACUUUUUGGUCAGCCUUUUCUUAUGGCUGUUCCACGAAACAAUACUGAAGAUAAACUCUAUAAUCUUUUGCUUGUGAGAAUGUGCCGAUAUGUCAAAAUAUCUACUGACACUGAAGACACUGAAGGAUCCCUACACUGCUGUAAGGACCAAAAUAUUAAUGGGAAUGGCCCAAAUGGCAUCCAUGAAGAAGGCUCACCAAGUGAAAUGGAAACAGAUGAGCCAGAUGAUGAAUCCAGCCAGGAUCAAGAACUGCCCUCUGAGAAUGAGAACAGUCAGUCGGAAGAUUCAGUUGGAGGAGAUAAUGAUUCUGAAAAUGGAUUAUGUACUGAAGAGACUUGCAGAGGUCAACUCACGGGACACAAAAAGCGAUUGUUUACAUUCCAGUUCAACAACUUAGGCAAUACUGAUAUCAACUACAUCAAAGAUGAUACCAGGCAUAUAAGAUUUGAUGAUAGGCAGCUUAGGUUAGAUGAAAGGUCUUUCCUUGCUUUGGAUUGGGAUCCUGAUUUGAAAAAAAGAUAUUUUGAUGAAAAUGCUGCUGAGGAUUUUGAAAAACAUGAAAGUGUGGAAUACAAACCUCCUAAAAAACCCUUUGUGAAAUUAAAAGAUUGCAUUGAGCUUUUUACAACAAAAGAAAAGCUAGGUGCUGAAGAUCCCUGGUAUUGUCCCAAUUGUAAAGAACAUCAGCAAGCCACAAAGAAAUUGGAUUUAUGGUCUCUGCCUCCAGUACUUGUGGUACAUCUCAAGCGAUUUUCUUAUAGUCGAUACAUGAGAGACAAGUUGGAUACCUUAGUUGAUUUUCCUAUCAAUGAUUUGGAUAUGUCAGAAUUCCUAAUUAAUCCAAAUGCAGGUCCUUGCCGCUAUAAUUUGAUUGCUGUUUCCAACCACUAUGGAGGAAUGGGAGGAGGACACUAUACUGCUUUCGCAAAAAAUAAAGAUGAUGGAAAAUGGUACUACUUUGAUGAUAGUAGUGUCUCAACUGCGUCUGAAGACCAGAUUGUGUCCAAAGCAGCAUAUGUACUCUUCUACCAGAGACAAGACACUUUCAGUGGAACUGGCUUUUUCCCCCUUGACCGAGAAACUAAAGGUGCUUCAGCUGCCACAGGCAUCCCAUUAGAAAGUGAUGAAGAUAGCAAUGAUAAUGACAAUGAUAUAGAAAAUGAGAACUGUAUGCACACUAACUAAUGAAAGUCCUAGAAGCCAUAAAAGAGAGACUUUCCUGCUGGUGGUAUCUAUUGAAAUGAUGAAGUUACCCACCACAUUAAACAAAAGUCUGAGAUGGGGAGUUUCAGAUCACUGAAUGUAAAUCCUUUAUCAGAUUUUAACUUGUGCAGUACUUGAAGUGAAACACAAUGAAAACUUUAACAGAAAUUGUCUCUUAAUACAUUUACAGUCUUGUAUUUACAAGCUAAAUAUAUAUAGGAAAUCACAAAUAAAUCCCUUUUAAGUUUG